AUGUCGUUGAAUGAGCUUGUUGAUAUGUAUAACCAAAAGUUAAAUUAUAAUGGUAGUCGAUCAACAAUUGCAACUGAUCCAUCACAUCGUACACCUCAAUCAACAUUUACAAUGAAUACUGGAUAUGAUUCUUCUAUGGCUGAUUCAAGAAGUGCAAUGAUGACAGAUAAUAAUAAUAAUAAUUUAACUUUUACACAGAAUGCAUCAUCAACAUUAAUAUUUGAUUCGGAUACAUCACGUUUUGAUUUAAAUGAUCGUGUACUUGCUGGUGAAGUUGUUCGACCACCUCCACAUAAUAAUCAGCCACGUAUUGAACGUAUUAAAUUUGCUGAUAAACUUGUAUUUUCAUCAGGUGAAGCUGAAAUAGAUGAUUAUGAAAAUAAUGAAGAAUAUAACACAAAAUAUCCCGAUAUCAAACCUCAAUUAAAUAUAAUUAAUGCCCAACAAGCACAAAUACCGCCUGUUGAUAUGUUUACUAAUCCAGGCGAACAAAUUCAACGUUUAAUUCAACAAGGAAAAUUAAAAAAUUUUCAUGGUUAUAUUAAUUAUCCAUAUAAUUAUCUGGAACCUCCAUGGCAUUUUACUGAAAUUGAAGAUCAACAAGGUUAUGUUAAUCAUAAUCCACCUCGAUCACAUUUAACAGCUGAUGAUAUAGAAAAUAAUACAGUUGACGAUACGUUAGAUAUUCAAUUACCUAGUGGAGUUCCUCAAGAACCUAUUUCACAAGAUCGUUAUGAAAUAAUUCCAUUACCUAAAAUGGUUUAUGAAAAUUAUGUUCCAUUGAUUGCAACACGUCGAAUUGUUUAUCGUCGACCACAAUCAAAUCGUGCGUCUACUGAUUUAACUUCUCAACAAACACAAAAUUCUUCUUUUACCGCUUCGAAACUACCUCAAGUCGAUGAAAUGACAUAUAAAUUCUAA
This is a messenger RNA of Adineta steineri, 921 nucleotides long. The record is from the annotation of a GenBank genome assembly. Lineage: Eukaryota; Metazoa; Rotifera; Eurotatoria; Adinetida; Adinetidae.